Staurois parvus is the source of this 1623-nucleotide messenger RNA. The record is from the annotation of a GenBank genome assembly. NCBI's taxonomy places the organism in Eukaryota, Metazoa, Chordata, Amphibia, Anura, Ranidae.
AUGCAGUCACAUGCCGCUGACGAAAACAGUAUCGCAACCAACCAGUCCAGGUCACUACCGCCAGCAGAGGAAAACUGGAAGCCUCAACCCCAAAGAAACAGCGCAAACAACAUAAUUACGCCUGUGACACCUAUCAACAAUUCGCUUCCUGAAAAGGAGCGUCAGAAUAUUGCUGAGCGGCUUCUGAGAGUAAUGUGUGCUGAUCUUGGAGCCUUGAGCGUUCUCAACGGGAAAGACUUCUUCAAGCUGGCACAAACACUCGUUGACACUGGAGCUCGCUAUGGAGCAUUUUCUAUAAAUGAAAUCCUGGGAAAUAUGAACAGCCUGGCCAUGAAACAUUUACCACGAAUGUACAACCAAGUGAAAGUAAAAGUGACCUGUGCCCUAGGGGGGAACGUCUGCUUAGGGAUUGGGGUGACUUGCCACUCACAGAGCGUUGGUUCUGACUCUUGCUAUGUGCUCACUGCAUAUCAAGCAGAAGGGCAUCAGAUAAAACGUUAUGUCUUGGGAAUUAAAGACACAGACAAUAGAGACAGUGGAGAAUUUAUCCAUCAGUGGGUACAGAAUGUACUCUCCGAGUUUGUCAUGUCAGAAAUCAGGACUGUUUAUGUCACAGACUGCAAAGUAAAUUCUUCAGCUUUCUCCAAGGUUGGGACUUGCCUACGUUGCUCUGCAUGUUCUUUAAACUCUGUGGUACAAAGUGUGUUAAACAAACGCACCUUGCAGGCCCGCAAUAUGCACGAGGUCAUAGAGCUUUUGAAUGUCACAGAAGAGCUGGCUGGAACUGCUGGUAUAGUUAAAGAAACAUUUGGCUCCCUUGAGGAAAGCUCCCCCCCUCCCUGUUGGAAUUCUGUGACGGACUCCCUGUUGCUCGUUCAUGAGCGGUAUGAGCAAAUCUGUGAAUUUUAUAGCCGGGCAAAAAAGUUGAACAUUAUCCAAAACCUGAACAAGCAUCUACUGAGCAAUUUAGCCGCCAUACUGGCCCCUGUGAAACAAGCUGUCAUUGACCUUAGCAACGAGCGUAAACCAACCCUACAGCUUGUGCUGCCUACCUAUGUUAAGUUGGAGAAGCUCUUCACCUCAAAAGCAAAUGACGCAGGGGUCAUAAGCAAACUGUGCCACCUCUUUCUCGAAGCUUUAAAGGAGAACUUCAAGGUUGAGUCUGCACACAAAGUUGCCAUGAUUCUGGACCCUCAACAGAAACUGCGGCCUGUCCCUCCUUACCAACACGAGGAAAUCAUUACUAAAGUCUGUGAAUUAAUUAAUGAGGUCAGGGAUGGAGUAGAAGAGACAGAGUUCGUGGUUCCUCCUAAAAAAGCUAGACAAUCUUCAGAGUCAACCAAAGUUCAGGAUGAUGACCGAAUGGGGAAGAAUGAAGUCUAUGACUAUUUACAGGAGCCCCUUUUUCAAGUGACCCCUGACCUUUUCCAUUUUUGGUCAUCUGUAACCCAAAAACACACAAGACUUUCCAAGCUCGCCUUCUGGUUGUUGGCCGUUCCAGCUGUCGGAGCACGAAGCGAGUGUGUAAAUAUGUGUGAGCAGACCAUGCUUAUUAAAAAACGAAGACUUCUUAGCCCAGAAGACCUAAAUAAAGUCAUGUUUCUUAAAUCUAAUAUGCUUUAA